Molecule: messenger RNA, 321 nt
Organism: Funneliformis geosporum
Lineage: Eukaryota; Fungi; Glomeromycota; Glomeromycetes; Glomerales; Glomeraceae
Source: the annotation of a GenBank genome assembly
AUGGAUAUCGAUAAAAACAAUUUAGAAAAAAUCCUAAAUGAUUUUGAAACGAGAAUGAAGGAAUUAGAGCAAAGUAAUGAAGUGUUACUUUCUCAAAUAAAAUAUUUAGUAGAAGAAAACAAAGCCAGAAAUGAAACUAUUAUUAAUUUAAAAGAAAAUAUUAGAGAGCGAAACGAAGAAGCAAAAGCCAAGCAAGAAAUUAUUAAUAAUCUAAAAGAUCCUGGAAAUCCACAAACCAAGUCACAUUGCAGAAAUUUCCCAUAUAUUGUGCUUCAAUAUACAUUUCCCAUUUUAAUUUUGAGGGAUCCAGAGAAACAAUAG